GUUGCAACUGGCAACCUGAAACAUAUGAAAUAGGGUAAAAUGUAGGGAGAUCAAAUUGCAUGACUAUUGAUCUACCUGCUUUCAUGCUCAGUGGGAUUUUCAGCUAUGAUAUUUGUGGUUGAUUCACUCUAGGCUUUAUUUUUUAAAUAUUGGCCCUCGGUUUUUAUUAACAUGAGUAUGUGGACGAGGAUGAGUGUUUGUGUCUUCUUUAGUGGUUUCUGGUGCUCUGGCGGACUGGUUGAGACAACUCUUGCAAUAUUUUCCCCAAUUACAACAUUACCAUUCUGAAUUUCUGAUACAGAGUUUCAUUCUAAUUAUGAACUGUUGAUAGAUUUAUUUGUACUGCCAUAAACUUCUUUUUUCAGAUUCCUGCCUUGUCAUUUUGCUAGGAGUUUAUUCAUCUUUUGUAUAGAAAACAUGAUAGGUCAUGGUGGCCCCAGUCGGAUGCAGUCGUGCGUGCACAUGUUGAUGGAACCUUGAGAAUGAUCUCAAAACAUCUAAUAAAAUUUGGAUGUACACUUUAAUUUUCAUGUUUUAAUUAAUCAUUUCCUAAUUUUCUUGGUUAGAAUGAUUUUAUUGAGAAUUUGGUUUUGUUGAUUCUUGCAAUGGAAAUGCUAUAUGGACUCUUUCUCCAACAUGUUUUAUGCUUAUUAUUUGUCAAAUGCGUGAGUCUUUGUUAAAUUGAAUGAAUUGGUUUCAUUUAAAGAUCAGGACUGGAAUCAAAGCAGAGUUGUACUCUUUCUUUUGUUGUGGUAUGAAUUGCAGAUCUUAAUCUUAUAAUACCUUUGAUCAUGAUAUUGCAAUUGUGUUGAACUCGUGGAAUGGGAUAUAAGUGUGCGUCAAAUCAACUCACUCUUCUUUGGUAUAACAUUUUAACGAUUCUAAUUGAUGUGCAAGUUGUAAUUGUUGAAUGUUUGUAGUUUGGCCUUAUCAGCAGCACUAACGAGUAUAGCCCAUAGAAUUGGUCGUGGUUUGGUGAUAUAUUGUGCUCAUUAACCUUGUAGGAUUGGUAAUAAUGUCUGUAUCCUUGAUUUUGUCAUUUUUACAGUCAUGUUACACAUACUUAUCCUAUAAAAAAAAAAAUCCAUUUAGCAUUAGCCAAGUAUAGGUUCCAAAAAAAACAAGAGAUAUUAGGAUUAACUCUCAAGGAUUUAAAGCAAUUUGAGUACAAAAAAUCAAAUGAGCAUUGUCUCUUGUGUGCUAGAGCAAGGAGUUAUAUUGUGAUUGUAGGAUUGAUAUAAUGCCUGUAACCUUGUAGGUGAGUAAUAUUUAUUACUCGGGGGUUUUAGGGAGCUGUAGUAUAUUUCUUUCUCCAUUUUUCCAUGGUGUGAAAUGGUUUGGCAGUCAAUGUUUUUGCAACACUAUAAUUGCCGUCGAGCUUCUCUCCUAAACAAGUGAAUUAUUUAUGAUUUGGGUUGUUGGGCAAUAAACAGAACCUAAAAUGAUGGAUUGCGUUCAAAUCUUGGACCUAGUAAAAUUGUAUUUUCAUGCCUUUGGUCCACAAAAGCUGAUGAAGGUGGUGCAUUCAUGGUGUGUGAAAUGGGGGUCAUUGAACUUGUCUCAGUAGCAUGGAGAUAAGCCAAUGCACGACGUUUGAGAAUUCCACUUACGUGGUUUUUACCCUGCCUCGUUAUUGCGUCCCUGUGAUAAUGCCUUUGAUGGUUUGAUUUCAGACUUUUUGCCGGAUCACUACAUAAACAGAUUCUUCAAUUUUUUUUUUUUUUCUGUGAAUUUCUGAAAAUUUUGAGAACAAAAUGAGACUGACGAGAUCCCUUCUUCCUUUCCUGGUAGUCAACAGUCGGUCUAGCACCGUAUCAAAAUCCACAUGAUUAUCCUUCUUCAACCCCAAUUGUCGUCGCUGUAUUUGUCUCCUUGAUUUAAAGCAAUCAAUUUUGUACUCUAUUUGAACUUAGUGGGCUAGUGAGUUUAGCUUUAUAAAAUCCAGUAAGACGUGGUCCCAUGAAAUAUAGCCGUUACAGUAAGAACGUUCACCCGCCUUCCAUACUUCUAACGGUUUUAUGGAAUGGAAGUAAAACUAGCCGUUAGAAUUUAUCUAAAGAAGAAGACCCCCAUCUGUACUGACUUUGUCUAGCGCAUCAAGAUUCCUCUCUCUUUCCCUUUUUAUUUCUCCUCACUUGGCUUUACUCUCUCUAUCUCCUGUCUACCUUCUUCAUCUUUCUCCUCUUCUGCAUCCACAAGGAAAAGAGGAGUACAUCUCUUCUCCUUCCUUUUCUCUCCCUCUUACUGUUGUUUCUCUUGCAUUUUCAUGGAAAAUACUUAUUAUUUCAAUGAAUCUAACCCAUACAUGUUCCGGUCUUGGCUUCAAGAUAAUAUUUCAGAUUCACAAACGGACAAAUGGAAGAUAAAACCACACAAGAAUUUUAUAUCCACUUUUGCGUUUAGAAACAAGCUCUUCCUCUUUGCCCACUUGUUUCUGUUUCUGCUACCACUUGCAUCUCAGCUUGUUUCAGCCCAACACUGGGAUGGGGUAAUUGUAACCCAAGCUGAUUAUCAAGCUCUUCAAGCCAUUAAACGUGAACUCAUCGACUUCAAAGGAUUCCUACGCAGCUGGAAUGAUAGCGGCCAGGGAGCUUGCUCGGGUAUGUGGGCUGGAAUCAAGUGUGCUAAGGGACAGAUCAUUGCUAUCCAGCUUCCUUGGAGGGGACUAGGUGGCCACAUUUCCGAGAAGAUUGGUCAGCUUCAAGCUCUUAGGAAGCUUAGCCUCCAUGAUAAUGUUCUUGGUGGUCCAGUCCCUUGGUCCCUUGGGUUUCUUCCUAAUCUCAGAGGGGUAUAUCUCUUCAACAACCGGCUUUCAGGUUCCAUCCCUCCUUCUGUUGGUAACUGUCCUGCUCUUCAAACUCUUGAUUUGAGUAACAAUUCACUCACCGGUACAAUUCCUACUAGUCUUGCCAACUCUACUAGGUUAUAUAGACUUAACUUUAGCUACAAUUCUUUGCUGGGUUCCAUCCCAGUUCGUUUCACCAGGUCACCGUCUCUCACCAUUCUUGCUUUACAACAUAACAAUCUUUCUGGUUCUGUCCCAGAUACUUGGGUUGGAACAGGAAACAAUUCUUACCAACUUCAGUUCUUGACCCUUGAUCAUAACUCCCUCACUGGAACAAUUCCAGUUUCUCUGAGCAAGUUGAAUUUACUUAAACAGAUUUCUUUAAGCCAUAAUCAGAUUUCUGGGACCAUACCUGAUGAACUGGGGACACUAUCAAAACUCCAGAUCCUAGACUUAUCAGGCAAUGCUAUCAAUGGGAGCUUUCCUUCUAGCUUUUCCAACCUCUUCUCUCUUGUUUCUUUAAAUCUAGAGGGCAAUCACCUUGAUAACCAAAUCCCAGAAACAUUGGACAAUCUGCAAAACCUUACAGUGCUCAACCUUAAAAAUAAUAGAUUAAGUGGCCGGAUCCCAGCAACUGUAGGCAACAUAUCUGGCAUCAAUCAAUUAGAUUUAUCUGGAAAUAAUUUUACAGGAGAAAUACCGGAUUCACUUGCCAGCCUAACCAAUCUUAGUCAUUUUAAUGUUUCUUACAACAAUCUCUCUGGUGCUGUCCCAUCUCUCCUUGCCAAAAAAUUCAAUUCAAGCUCUUUUGUGGGCAAUCUUCAGCUCUGUGGCUACAGCACAUCAACCUUAUGUCCUUCUCCCGCCCCUUUCAAUCUUUCUCCUUCACCAGCAGAGGCACCCAAACAUCAUCACAGAAAACUUAGUACUAAGGACAUCAUCCUCAUAGCAGCCGGUGGCCUUCUUGUGAUUCUAUUAAUAUUAUGCUGCAUUUUAAUCUGCUGCUUACUGAAGAAAAAAGCUACUAGGAAACAAAAGAGUGGUAAAAUGGGGGCUGCCAUUGGGAAAACUGAGAAGGCAGUUCCUGUGGCAGGCACUGGAGAACAAUCAGGAGGAGAAAUGGGUGGAAAAUUAGUCCACUUUGAUGGUCCAUUUGUCUUUACAGCUGAUGAUCUACUAUGCGCCACUGCUGAGAUAAUGGGGAAGAGCACUUAUGGUACAGUGUACAAGGCAACUUUAGAAGAUGGUAAUCAAGUUGCUGUGAAGAGGUUGAGGGAGAAGACUACAAAGGGACAGCGGGAAUUUGAGACUGAGGCUGCUGCACUUGGAAAGAUCCGCCAUCCAAACCUCCUUGCACUUAGGGCCUAUUACUUGGGACCCAAAGGAGAGAAGCUUCUUGUAUUUGAUUACAUGCCCAAGGGAAGUCUUGCAUCUUUUCUCCACGCUCGAGGGCCCGAAACCACCAUUGAUUGGCCAACAAGGAUGAAAAUAGCAAUUGGAGUUACACGAGGAUUGAACCACCUACACACUCAAGAAAAUAUUAUUCAUGGAAACCUCACAUCCAGUAACAUACUACUUGACGAGCAAGCCAAUGGCCAUAUUGCAGAUUUUGGCCUUUCUCGGCUAAUGACUUCUGCGGCCAACACAAAUGUAAUUGCUACUGCAGGAACACUUGGCUAUCGAGCACCAGAACUGUCAAAGCUGAAGAAUGCCAGCACAAAGACUGAUGUCUACAGCCUCGGGGUGAUCAUACUGGAACUUCUUACAGGGAAAUCCCCAGGUGAACCAACGAAUGGCAUGGACUUGCCCCAGUGGGUGGCAUCCAUUGUAAAAGAGGAAUGGACUAAUGAAGUCUUUGAUUUGGAGCUCAUGCGAGAUACACCAACCACAAAUGAUGAGUUGCUUAACACAUUGAAAUUAGCUCUUCACUGCGUUGAUCCCUCACCUGCAGCACGUCCUGAAGUUCAGCAUGUUCUGCAGCAGUUAGAAGAGAUUAAGCCAGAGGUGGCUGCUGGUGGUUCUGGUGAUGAUGGAGCUAAAGUUCCAGCGACAAGUGAAUAGAGUAUCUUCAUUAUUUUAAGGGGUUUAAACUUGAAAUUCCAUUAUAGGGGAAAGAUGGGUUAGUCAACAGAUUCUUUGAUUCUUAUUUGUAUUUGUUGUUUUGUAUAUGUAAUAUAAGUUGUUUAGAACGGGUAUAUUCUUUUUUGUCUAAGAAAAUAAGAGAGCAAAAUGCAUAUGAUAUUUAUUUCCAUUAUAGGGAAAUCGAGCUAUGGUUUGCCUUUCCUGCCCAUGUUGUUCACUAUAACCCUUUUGAUCUUGAUGAUAUGAUGAUUUUUAUUGAGGGUCAUAGAUAGUGAUUUCCCUCUUAAGUUCUUUUAAUUUGAUACCAUAAAUAACUUUGGUAUCAGACUAUCAGUCUCUGCUGUAAAUUCAAUUGUAGCCUAAAUGUCGUGGUUUCAAUUUAAUUUUUAUUGUUAUAGACAGCAGCAAAAGUGCGGCUCUCAAUGUUUAAGCCCAAUGGACCAACACUUCCUUCAUUUGCUAGGAAAGGCCCAAGUAACAAACGCUGCCGCUCUUUUAGUUUACCGAAGUGAAGACUGAAGCGCAUCCCGGCAGCCCCUACCCAUCUGGCUCACUCUCUGUUGCUCUCACCAUUUUCACGACAUGGACGAUCUGGUAUUGCAGAAAAUAGCAAUAUCAGGCCCCACAAUGGCCUCCAUGAUCCAAUGCCUCUCAUCCUCCCCUGCCGACGUGGACGGUCUCCUCUUCGGCCACGUCACUUACAUCGCACCUUCCACCCUAUCCGACGAUUACGCCCAGACUUCCCCCGAUUCGCAACUCGUCGCCACAAUCUCCAGCUUCCUCUCCUUCCCUUCACUUCUCUCCUUCUACGACUCACUCGGUCGGGUCGACUCCUCUCGACUCUUCCCUACUCACCUCAACCACAAUCCCCUCAUCGGCUGGUUCUCCUCUCGCCGGAAAACCCCCCUCCGCCCUUCCAUGCGCGAGUCCUCGGUCGCUCGUUCUCUCUCCUCUCUACCCAAUCUCUCUCUCCCAAUCCAAAACGCUGAUUUCAAUUCCCUUUUCGCUCCUUGCAUUUUCCUCCUCUUCACCACUCCUCUACAAGACCAAUUCAUCCAAACCAACCAGUAUCGGGCCUUCCAGUUCCAAUCAUCGAAGCUCUGUUUUAACCCGGUAUCAAUCGAUAUAGUGAACAUUGGGCCUGCGUUUAGAGGACAUUACGGGUCGUUUAGCCCGACCUCUGCGCUGCCCUUUUUGAACUGCGAGUUGAGGAGGGUAAUGGCGAUGAAUGAAGAUAGAAAUGAGGAGAAUUUAAUUGGAAUGAAACAAACAGCAAAGGAUCAAUCGGAGUUGGAUAUGUGCGCCGAGGGAAUGCAAAUUGGGAGAUUGAACAGGUUGAUUGGACCGGAAGCAGUUAAUUACACGGCUGGAUUAGAGGAUUUGUAUGAGAAAAUGCUUUCAAAAAUCAAAAGUUUGGCCAGGCUCGUUGAAGCCAGCUCAGCUAAGGUUCUUGAACAGGAAAAUCAUAAUAGGAAGUUAAGGUACAAAGUUGCUAGGUCUGCUGGAGUUGAAUAAUUGCUUCCUGUCGUUUUUCAUGCCAGGUUGAUUUUUCUUUUGGUCAUGUUCCAAAUGAAAGUAGCACCAAGUAUAGCAGAACACGGUUUGUUUCCCCAUUAAAUGUUUGAUAGAUAGUGCUGUUACUUUCUAUGAAGGUUCAUCUUAUUUUAGCGAAUGUCAGUGGUGUCUAAUUUUUAUCCUUGCCAUUUUGUGAAUGCUGAAUAAUUUGUGGUAUUUACUAUUUGGAGAAACUAGUUCCUUCUGCUUUUAGUGCCUUUUAUGUUUGUCCGUUGCAUUAGUAUGAAAAUUGUGUAAUAUGGCUUUAUAAAACAAAAACUAAUAUAAGAAGGGAAUGAUAAAGAUUCUCAGUAUUUAGGUGUAACAUACAGAAUGGUGAUGUUGAGUUGCCUUGUCUUCAGGAAAGCUCCAGGAAGUGAGGGUAAAGGAUUGUAUAGGGAAUAGUUUAGAGCUGCAUGACAUGUGCUUUUGGAAGGGUUUUAUAGCUCUUACCUGAAAUCAGUUUGCAAAUGCAGAGAGCACACAAAAUGUUGUGUUAUUCUGAGCAUUACAGUUCACAUGCAUGUGAGAUUUUUCAUCUAUGUUACAGAAAUUUGAUUCUGUUUCUCCUCAAUGGAUAAGAAAAAUUGUGAUGGUUAAAAAGGCAAAAUUCUUAUUAUGUUUAUGUUGCAACCUGGUUAAGGGUGUUAUGGACUUUUUUUGAAUAAUUUUAAUCAAAUUAAAGGCUUUACCAGCAUCAAAACUUUAUAUUAAGAUGUAGUGACUAAGAACAUUAGCUUUAUAUGCAGAUGUACUAACCAAGAGCAUUAGUUACCUAUCAUCUUGCUGAAGUUUCUUCUGGGGGUUCCACCCUUUAGUAGUUUCACUAUGUACUCAGGUUUAACUAAUUAAGGAAUUUGGAGAAAGUUUGUGACUAACAUCUUGGCGCAUACAAUCACUUUGUUUUUUUAUGCUUUGUAUAAUUAAUUGUGCAUGUGAUAUACUUUGGAGCCUAUUGACUCUUCAUAAGUUGAUAGGCAGAUUUCAUUGGGAAAAAAUCCAAAUAAAAAAGAAGUGAAUAAAAAAAAAAUGGUUUCACCAUAUUUGAUUUCCUU
Messenger RNA from Durio zibethinus, 7476 nucleotides. NCBI's taxonomy places the organism in Eukaryota, Viridiplantae, Streptophyta, Magnoliopsida, Malvales, Malvaceae. The record is from RefSeq and is a predicted model, not a curated record.